AUGAAUCCCAUCAAAUAUGAUCCCAUGCACCAAACGGCCAUUCAAUUCAACCCACCCAAAACACAGCAAUUAAACCUUUCUCAACGUGGGCUAUUCACCCGAGGAAAAAUAGCCUCACUCGGGCUGUACUGCCCGGAAAAUUCCCCGGUGCUAUUAUGGAACUGCAUACAGAUCGUCCAAACCAAUCGGGCCGGGCCCAUAAAGAUCCCCUGGCCCACCAACCUGGCCCAUCAACCCCACAGCCUCCUCUUCCUGACCCGACUGCUGUUGGGCCCACGGAUGCCUCGUGAACCUCCUCAACCCCUCGAGCUCCAUUGCCACCUCCUUCAUCGUCGGUCGAUCCUCCGAGCUCAACCGCAAGCACCCCAUCACGAGCUCGGCGGCCGCCUGCAGUUGCUCGAGCGGGCCUUCUCUCACGACCCGCGGCUCGAGCACUUGGAAGAGUCGGUUCUCCUUCACGGCCAUGAUGAAGUGGGUCGUGAGGUUCCGCUCCUCCUGGGCUCGGCCCAUAUCGAUGGGCUUUCGGCCCGUGAGGAGCUCGGCCAGCACGACCCCGAAGCUGUAGACGUCGCUCUUCUCGGUGAGUUGGCUCGUCCGGAAGUAUUCUGGGUCGAGGUAGCCGAGCGUGCCCUGGACCAGAGUCGUGACCUCCGUCUGGUCCAGGUUGAUGAGUCGGGAGGCCCCGAAAUCGGAUAUUUUGGCCGUAUAGUGCUCGUCGAGAAGGAUGUUGGCCGACUUCACGUCCCUCCAGGCAGCUGGUCCCGGGCCGUGGAUUUGCUCAUAGAGCGUACCGUGCGAGACGAAUUCGUACACGAGCAGAGGCACCUCGGAUUCCAGGCAGCACCCGAGGAGUUUGACCACGUUCCGGUGGUUGACUUGGGUGAGUAUCACGACUUCGUUGAUGAACUGUUCGAUUUGGCUCUCGUCCAUUACUUGAGACUUCUUGAUGGCCACCACGCGCUUGUCUCGGAGAAUACCUUUAUACACCGUACCGUAGCCACCGCGGCCUAA
Molecule: messenger RNA, 1011 nt
Organism: Striga asiatica
Lineage: Eukaryota; Viridiplantae; Streptophyta; Magnoliopsida; Lamiales; Orobanchaceae
Source: the annotation of a GenBank genome assembly